Bombina bombina (fire-bellied toad) is the source of this 569-nucleotide messenger RNA. It is a transcript of the gene GNG5, whose product is annotated as G protein subunit gamma 5. The transcript is spliced from 3 exons. Gene Ontology annotation, molecular function: G-protein beta-subunit binding. The record is from RefSeq and is a predicted model, not a curated record. Gene Ontology annotation, biological process: G protein-coupled receptor signaling pathway. Bases 89 to 295 code for a protein of 68 amino acids. Lineage: Eukaryota; Metazoa; Chordata; Amphibia; Anura; Bombinatoridae. Gene Ontology annotation, cellular component: heterotrimeric G-protein complex.
GUUCACCGCAUUGCACAUGCGCAGAUGUACAAGUUUUGGGCUACAAGAGACCGGAAACUUGAAGAAAAGUUAGAAGCUGGGUUGAAAGAUGUCGGGGACCGCUAAUGUAUCGGCCAUGAAGAAGGUAGUGCAGCAGCUGCGACUGGAAGCUAGUCUGAACCGAGUAAAGGUGUCUCAGGCUGCUGCGGAUUUGAAACAGUUCUGUUUGCAGAAUGCACCACAUGACCCUUUAUUGACUGGCGUUUCUUCAAGUACAAAUCCUUUCAGACCUCAAAAAGUCUGUUCUUUCCUGUAAACACAUUUUAUUUUUUUUAAUGAUUACUAACUUUCAUAAUUAUGAAUUUUGCUCAAUUCCACCCCGUGACAUUCAAAAGGAGGAGCCUGGUUUGAGCCUGUACAAAGCUUUGCCUUGUGAAGAUGUGCCAAGUUUUUACUGUAUUUCUAUCCUCAAACCUUUUAACAUCUACCUCUCCAUUUGAACGUUUGCAGUAGCGUACAACUGUUUCUUAUUUUCAAAAUAUCUUUUUAUACACUGGUAAUAACUAACACAAAUAAAAGUUUCAUUUACA